UAUAACAAACACGAAACUUCAACUUUUAGCUAGCUAUAGCCUUCCCUAGUUCGUCCUGAAAUUCCUGAAAAUGGGGAUUGAUCACGAAGAAAUCUCCACGGAAACCACGACUCUCGGGGAAUUAUUAGUGGCGGAAAACAUCGGAUCCCGACACAGAAAAGUUGUCAAGGCGCUCUACAAGGCCUUGGCACAUAAAGACACUAGUACCACCUCAAAGCUCGUGGCUCCGGAUCUUGAGUGGUGGUUCCAUGGACCGCCACAUUGCCAGUACAUGAUGAGGACCCUAACCGGAGAAUCGAGACACGUGGAGUUCAAGUUCAGGCCUCGGAGCAUCACGCCCGUUGGUGACCGAGUGGUGGCGGAGGGAUGGGAAGGAUCGAAGGCGUACUGGGCGCAUGUGUGGAGCGUCAAGGAAGGGAUGAUCACUCAGUUGCGUGAGUAUUUCAAUACGUGGGUGACGGUGAUUGUUGGGAAUUCAGAAGUUGAGGAUGAGAUGAUGAAGCUGUGGCAGAGUGAUCCUAGGGAGCGGUCGCAACGCUCAUUGCCAGAUAUUGUUCUAGCUAUAUGAUCAUAUAUAAUAAUCGUUUUAGAAAAUUUGAGAUUUUCUCUUAUCUUUAGCUAUGAUACUUUUUUAGUUAAAAGCACGAAGAAUAGAAUCCAACUAAGCAAAUUUCCUAAUCAAACUUGUUAAUUUAGGAUUUGUAUUAUUUAUGAAGGGAUAUUAUUAAGUUCAUUGACAUGUUGGAAUGGAAUGAUAUAUAUAUGCCUUGGUUA
Messenger RNA from Prunus avium (sweet cherry), 774 nucleotides. Its product is annotated as wound-induced protein 1-like. Lineage: Eukaryota; Viridiplantae; Streptophyta; Magnoliopsida; Rosales; Rosaceae. The record is from RefSeq and is a predicted model, not a curated record.